AUGUCCUGUUGGACUUGGACUUCCCAAUGCCUCCGUCGCCGGUCAAGGCCGUCCUGUUUUCAGGUUACCACGGUCGGGGCUCUGAUCAGUCUGGUCUAUUUGUUCUACGUCUUCGUGGUUCCUCAUCUGUAUCGCUUGCGACUCCGAGCCGAUCUGACCACGUAUGAUCUGGGGUUGUACGGUUUUGGUCCAUCCAGAAGCUAUGCAUCUGUCGACUACGAAUCCCCCGUCGUCGAGAUCUCCGAGUGGGGAUCAGGAUGCGACCCGCGCUACAUAUUGAUUGCUCCCCGUGGCGAUAGUGUCGCGAAUCCGGGUCCCAUGAUCCUCGACUCGCAGGGAGAAUUGGUCUGGGCAAAAUGGAACUGGGGCACUACGCAGGACUUCAAAAUCCAACGAUACAAAGGCGAGGAUUUUCUCACCUACUGGGAGGGCGGUCAAAUCGCUGGCCGGGGAUAUGGAACGUGGUACAUGCUCGACAAUACCUACACACAGAGAUACGUGCUGAACCCGGUCGGUAACUACGGCGGCGAUCUGCACGAGUUUACGAUCAGUCGGGAUGGAACCGCUCUGGUGUCGGUAUAUGACCCUACGCCCCUUGACUUAACCGCCGUUGGGGGGCCCGAAUUAGGCUGGAUUUUCGAUGCGGUUUUCCAAGAGCUAGACAUUGAGACCGGCGAGCUGCUCUUCGAAUGGCGCGCAUCUAAGCACAUUCCGAUCAAUAGCACCUACGAGCCCCUCGGCGCUGAGGGAAGAGAGCGCGCCCAGGCCUUCGAUUUCUUUCACAUCAACAGCGUCGACAAAACGGACGACGGGGAUUAUAUCAUCUCCGGGCGCCACACUCAUACGGUCACCUGCAUUGAUCGAAAUACCGGGGCCAUCUUGUGGACUCUCGGUGGAAAGGCCAACGACUUCACUGAUUUGUCCGACGGCGACGCGACCGGAUUCUCCUGGCAACACGAUGCGCGUUGGCACGCCAAUGGCACCGUCACUCUCUUCGAUAACGCAGCCCAUUCAGGCACCGAUCCCGUCAGCGAGAGUCGCGGCAUGGUUAUCCAGCUGGACAUUGCCAAACGUACAGCGGCCUUGCUCGGAGCGUACUACCACCCCCAGCAGCUGCUUUCUACGUCACAGGGAAAUGUGCAGAUUCUCGAUGACACGGGCCGGAUUCUGGUGGGCUGGGGCCACAGCGCCGCGUUCACGGAAUACACUGCCGAUGGAGACAUGCUCUGCAAUGUGCAUUUCGCCGCGUCGGCCUUUUUCAACUUCGGACGCGUGGUCUCCUACCGUGACUUCAGGGGGUCUUGGGUGGGCCAUCCGCAUACCACGCCAGACGCCGAGGUCAUCGGUGACCAUGUCUAUGCCAGCUGGAACGGGGCCACCGAGGUUGUCGCCUGGAGGAUGGAAGUCUGGGACUCGGAGGACUACGACGAGGCCAGUUUUGCGGUUGUCGCGCAAUUCGAGAAGACAGGCUUCGAGACGGAGAUCGAAGUUCCUGAAGACCUCACUCGGCCCUUGUUCCGACUCGCGGCCCUCGAUCGCGACGGGAAAAUGCUCGGCGUCACCGACGUCGUUCAGGUCGAACGGGCCACAGACGCGGCUAAUCUUCUCAGCAUGCACAACUGGAUCGUAGGGAUUGCAUUCUCCACCGUCGUGGUCGGUCUACUUGCCGGGAUGUAUCGAUGUUGGGGUUGCUGUCGGCGAAGAUCUCGGUCAGGUCGGUAUCAUCUAGUUCCGUUGAAUGAGAUGACCGAUCGAUCGCCGGUAUAGCCGGCCUACGAGCUCUAUGCCAUUCAAGCUUCGCGGGGUGUAGUAAUCUAGGUUACGUUCCUACGCUCUUGUAUAUAACUUACCAGCAACUGUACAUAAAAUCGAACUUGAUC
This is a messenger RNA of Aspergillus melleus, 1880 nucleotides long. RefSeq names its product arylsulfotransferase family protein. The record is from RefSeq and is a predicted model, not a curated record. The coding region runs from base 1 to 1767 and encodes 588 amino acids. Lineage: Eukaryota; Fungi; Ascomycota; Eurotiomycetes; Eurotiales; Aspergillaceae. The transcript has 2 exons.